AUGGACUGCGCAGAAGAAAAAGCGAAGUCUUUACGACGUCAAAUAGCUGAUACCGAGGCUGAGCUUGCCCAACUAAAACUUCAACUUUUGAGUCUCGAAGAAAAAGAUACCAACUCAAAAAAUCUUGAAGCUAAAACCUCGGCAUCAGAAAAAGAUGAUCCCGUGACUCAUAUUGAGAAUAAAUGGCCUAUGAGUUUGGAGGAAUACAAACGAUAUGGAAGACAGAUGAUUGUGCCUGAUAUUGGCAUUAAGGGACAAUUACGACUUAAAUCCGCUUCUAUUCUCCUAGUUGGAGCCGGAGGUUUGGGAUGCCCGGCUGCUGCAUAUAUUGCCGGCGCAGGAGUUGGUACUAUUGGAAUUGUCGAUGGAGAUAUUGUAGAAGAAUCCAAUUUACAUCGUCAGAUAUUACAUAGCACAGAUCGAGUGGGUGUUAAUAAGGCUGGUAUAGUCAAAGAUUAUGACAUAGUUCUCGACUGUACAGAUCAUCCAACAUCCCGGUAUCUCAUCUCAGAUAUCUGUGUUCUCCUCCAAAAGCCCCUCGUUUCCGCCUCCGCACUCCGAACAGAUGGACAGCUAAUUGUCUUGAAUAAUCCUGCUUUACCUCCCGGUGACCUCUCAGGUGGUUCAUGUUACCGCUGUGUUUUUCCCAAGCCGCCUCCACCAGAGGCCGUAACAAGCUGUGGCGAUGGAGGAAUCAUCGGACCUGUGGUAGGCGUAAUGGGAGUUCUACAAGCUUUGGAAGCUAUCAAACUUAUUGCGUCUGGAAAAUUGGCCGCUGUUGGGGAAAAUGACAAUACAAGUCCUACUCCCAAAAUGAAUCCUACCACAAUGUUAUUGUUCUCCACAAAUGGAUCUACACCAUUCAGAAAUGUUCGACUGAAAGGUAGAAGAUCAAACUGUUUCGCUUGUGGAGAGGAGGCCCAGUUGGCUCUCGAGCAAAUGAGCUCGGGUUCUAUGGAUUAUGUCCUAUUCUGUGGUAUGACGCAUCCCGUCAAGUUAUUGAGUGAUGAAGAGAGGAUAGAAGCGAGAGAUUACGAUUCAAUAAGGAAGGAGAAAGAACACUUGUUGAUUGAUGUUCGGGAGAAGGUGCAGUUUGAUAUCUGCAACAUUGAGGGGUCAUACAAUAUACCUUUCUCGUCAUUUCAAGGAAGCAAAGGGAGUAGCGAUCACCCACUAUCAACACUCACCGAAAAUCUGAAUCCGAAAACUCCUAUAUACGUCGUUUGUAGACUUGGCAAUGACUCUCAAAUAGUAACGAAGAAGAUGAAGGAUUUGGGCUUGGAUCAAAAAGGCGAUAGAUACAUUGGAGAUAUCAAGGGAGGCCUACGAUCUUGGAAAGAACAAGUAGAUGGUUCUUGGCCGGAAUACUAA
Molecule: messenger RNA, 1371 nt
Organism: Sclerotinia sclerotiorum 1980 UF-70
Lineage: Eukaryota; Fungi; Ascomycota; Leotiomycetes; Helotiales; Sclerotiniaceae
Exons: 3
Coding region: 1-1371 (456 amino acids)
Biological process (GO): protein urmylation; tRNA wobble position uridine thiolation
Cellular component (GO): cytoplasm; cytosol
Molecular function (GO): URM1 activating enzyme activity; thiosulfate-cyanide sulfurtransferase activity; adenylyltransferase activity
Source: RefSeq, a predicted model, not a curated record